CUUCUCAACAAACACAUCAGACUCCGCGGCGUUCAACAAAGUAUCACUCAACCUUGGGCUUUGAAGUAGAAGUAAAAAAUACAACAACAAACAUGGGUGCCAAAUUUGUCUCUUUCAUCUCUUCGGCCAUUUUGGCCUUUUCUUCUCUGGCAGCGGCUGCUCCUCAGCAUAGGGACAACGGGUCUACAUCCAGGCUCAGCCUCACCGCACAACUGCAACUUGCGGAUACCGCGGCUCAGCGUUAUAGUCUCCUUCCGGAUGACAAGAAUUUCACCUUUUCCUUCAACCAGAGCGAAGCUCCGUUCGCCAAUCGCCAGUCUUUCCCUGCUCUGGUUGGCACUGGCGGCAGCAUGGCCAUUGCGGAAUUUCCUCCAUGCAGCAUUGGCUUUCUUCACCUCCAUCCUCGCGCCGCCGAACUCUUCGUUGUGGUCUCCGGCCACGUCCACACCGAAAUGGUCCCCGAGGCAGGCGUCGUGGAUGGCUCCGGCAAGCAGCGCGUCAUUCGUACCGAGCUGGGCCCAAAGCAGAUGACGUUCUUCCCGAUGGGCUCGUUCCACACGCAGGUGAAUCCAGAGUGUGAGCCGGCAAUGGCCAUGGCAUCCUUUCCUUCAGAGGACAGCGGCGCCAGUGCAGUCGUGGGCCAGACUUUUGCUCUGAACGACAACAUCAUCGAAUCUGCUUUCGGCCAGAGCAUUCAGGGACAGGACAUUGACAAAGUGCGACAUGCUCUUCCUCAGGGGAUGGUUACCAAGGUGGAGUCGUGCCUGGCCAAGUGCGGUCUGAAGAAGCGGGCUCUUUGAAGAGCCUACGAACGGCCGCAGCCCACAACACCAAUCCAUGGAUCGCCUGAUGGGACAAAUAUAUAUAUAUAUAUAGUGGUG
Purpureocillium takamizusanense is the source of this 881-nucleotide messenger RNA. RefSeq lists its product as uncharacterized. Gene Ontology annotation, molecular function: manganese ion binding. The record is from RefSeq and is a predicted model, not a curated record. The transcript is spliced from 3 exons. Bases 93 to 800 code for a protein of 235 amino acids. NCBI's taxonomy places the organism in Eukaryota, Fungi, Ascomycota, Sordariomycetes, Hypocreales, Ophiocordycipitaceae. Gene Ontology annotation, cellular component: cell wall.